This is a messenger RNA of Procambarus clarkii (red swamp crayfish), 1631 nucleotides long. RefSeq names its product transmembrane protein 179. The record is from RefSeq and is a predicted model, not a curated record. NCBI's taxonomy places the organism in Eukaryota, Metazoa, Arthropoda, Malacostraca, Decapoda, Cambaridae.
GUAAACACCCCCGCGCCCUGAGAGUGACGGAGGACUGCCAUGAGACUCUGCUGAAAUAAGGCCAGAUGAAGAUGGGGCUGAACAACGUGCUGGUAUUAUCCCAGGUGACGACAUACAUCCUGACGCUGCUGUUGGCGCUCUGUAUCAUCAUCCCCAUCUUCUUCCACCUCAGUGACUUCAAGGGCCACUGCUUGCUGUUCAGCAAUGGUACAUGGCGUGAGACAGAUGGCCAGUUUGUGGUGUCUUGGGCAUCACAAGGCUUUUGCGAUUAUAAUCUCACCUGGGCCUCUGUCUCGCUCCUAAUUGCCCUCAUCCAAACCUACAGGUUUAUAGUACAGAUUUUCCGUGGAACAGAGAGCACAUUCCUGAGUGCAUUCCUUGAUGUUGUGGUAAGCCUCGUGAUGUCGAUUGCAGCCCUGACAGGUGCACUCAUCAUCACUAUUGGCUACCAGACCUGGUGCAAUGCUAUCAUGCUACGUUUUGAGGCGUGUGAAGAUGCCACAAGUAAUGAUAUUGACAAAGAUGAUGAUAUAGACACAGGAAUGUUCUACACCCAGUUUGGAACUGCUCAGUUUGGAGCCUGGACAUCUUGGGUAUGUUGGGUUGGUCUAUCUAUGUUUUCCCUGUUGAAGCUGUGCAAAUAUCACCAGCAGGAAAACAUACGUGUAUCCAUGGCCCGUGAACGAGCCAGACUGGUUAGGGAUCGACAUUCACCUCUGCAAGACUAACCUUCUACCUAAAUAUGUCACAUGUGUAUCACGUAAAAGAGCAGCUUUUUAAGGACUUUUGGUUUCAUACUAUAACCGCACCUUGUAGUUUUGUUAAAGUAGUAAAGUAUUUACUUUUCCAAUAUAAUCUAAAUUGUUUGGAUGUUUAAUGCUGAACUGUACUAUGUAUGAUGACAUUGGAGGCUCCAGUUUAGCCACCUUUAUGUAUGCAAGAAUUUUCUAUCUACAGUAUAUUACUUUAUUUUGCUUGAAAGAAUAGUUUAUGGUUAACAGGACAUCCCAUAGAAAAUACAAUUGGAGUCCUUUUAUAUAUAUAUAUAUUUUUUUUUCCUAUGGGGACAUUGUGUAGAACUAAUCUUGUAGUAUUUUGUUAUGGAACUUAUGGGAAGAAUAGCAUGUUGAAAGAAAUAAUUUUUUUACAUAGCAGAUCUAGGCUGGCUUGACAAAAGAUGUAUGUUGCUGUUAAUGAGAAUGUGAUUUUACCUAGAGAGCAUACCUGGAAAGGGUUCCAAGAGUUCUCCCCAAGUCCGCCUGGGGUCAGGCUUCACUUGUGAUAAAAUGGUCCAACAGGCUGUUCCUUGGACCAGCCCACAUGUCCAGUAUAACCCAAUUGGUUUGGCACUUCUUGCAGGAACCUAUCUAAUUGUUUUUUUAAAAAGUUUACCUUUGUUCGGUAAUAUUUCUAAUGCUUGCUGUGAGAGUACUGAACAGCUGUGGAACUCUGAUGCUCAUACAAAGCCCUCUGAUUGUGCCUAUGGCACCUCUGCUCAUUCUAUUCUGCAUUUCUUUCUGUAUUUUUCACUCAGUAUGUUAUGAUGUACUCACUGACGUACUGUAUUUUGAGCAUGGUGAUGUAUGUGUGUGGAGGAGGAGAAGGGUUACUUAGGUGUGUGUGUGGAGAAG